Molecule: messenger RNA, 570 nt
Organism: Aspergillus heteromorphus CBS 117.55
Lineage: Eukaryota; Fungi; Ascomycota; Eurotiomycetes; Eurotiales; Aspergillaceae
Product: BUD31 family protein
Exons: 3
Coding region: 68-514 (148 amino acids)
Biological process (GO): mRNA splicing, via spliceosome
Cellular component (GO): nucleus; spliceosomal complex
Source: RefSeq, a predicted model, not a curated record
CUCGGCGCAUUCAGGUGCAAUAUCUUCGGCACCCACUCAUCAUCCUGUCAAUCGUUACAGCCCAAAAAUGCCCCCGGUCCGGACCUCCCGCAAUCGCAAGCCUCCUCCGGCAGGCUUUGAUGACAUAGAGGAUACAUUACUGGAGUUCAGCAAUAAAAUGAAAGAUGCCGAGAACGCAUCGCAUGAUGGCAAGAAGAAGCAUGAGAUGCUAUGGCCAAUUUUUCAGAUAAGCCAUCAGCGCUCUAGAUACGUAUAUGACUUAUACUACGAAAAGGAAGCUAUAUCAAGACAGCUUUACGAGUGGCUUCUCAAGAAUAACUAUGCGGAUGCAAACCUGAUUGCUAAAUGGAAAAAGCAGGGAUAUGAAACGCUGUGUUGCCUCCGUUGCAUACAGACGAAGGAAACAAAUUUCAACGCAACCUGCAUUUGUCGGGUCCCAAAAGCGCAGCUUAAGGAGGAUCAGAUGAUCCAAUGUGUCAGUUGUGGAUGUCGAGGCUGUGCCAGCAGCGACUAGACCGGUCGUGGAAACGACGAAUAUUCAACGUCGUUAGCGAAUCAAUUUCUUUUUUG